UGUUAAGCGUCAAGUCCAAGUCCUGACUUCCCCAAACAGAGCCGGCACCUGCAAUCCUAUCUCCAGAAUGCCGGAAGCAGCACUGGGAGAGGGAGUUAGAGUCCUUGAGAGCUCUACAGUGGCCCCUCCGCCGGGAUCGGUGCCCGAAUCCUCUCUCCCGCACACCUUUUUUGACAUCGGUUGGCUUUACUCUGGCCCAGUGCAACGCGUUUUCUUCUACCCUUUCCCUCACCCGACCUCCUACUUCCUCGACUCCGUCCUCCCUCCUCUCAAGUCCGCCCUCUCUUCCACGCUUCGGGAAUUCUUCCCGCUCGCCGGAAAGAUCCGCCUCACCCCUGGGAGCGACACCAAGUACGAGAUACACUACACGGAGGGUGACUCUGUUUCCUUCACCGUCGCCGAGCAUGAUGGAGACUUCGGCCAACUCUCGGGGAGUCACGCACGGGAAUACACCGGGUUAGUUCCCUUGAUCCCCCAACUGCCUGACCCCGACGAUGGCGGCCGGAAGGUGAUGGCCGUGCAGGUGACUCUGUUCCCAAACAGAGGCGUGGUCGUGGCCGUGACCGUCCACCACGCCGCAUGCGACGGGUCCAGCUCCACCCGGUUCGUGUCGUCCUGGGCGUGUAGAACAGCAGGGAAAGAAAAGGUGGCGCCGGCGCCGCCCUUCUUCGAUCGUAGCUCCGUUCCCAAUCCUAAUGAUUUGUACACCAAGUUCUUUAACAGCCUCGCAUCCGACGCUCAAUCCAUCGAGUCGAUGAUGAUUCAGUUCGCUCCACCGGACGCCGUCGUCGGCACUGUCACCCUAAAGUCAGACGACAUCCGAAAGCUCAAGGAGGCGGUCUCCUCCGAAGCUAACUCCUUCCGCUGCUCCACCAUCUUGGUGGUCUACGCCUAUGCGUGGGUUUGCCUCGUCAAAGCGCGAGCCUACGACGAGGACAAGACCGUUCACUUUGCAUUUCCUGGAAACUGCAGGGAACGACUGCAGCCGCCGCUUCCGGCAGAAUACUUCGGGAACUGCGUCGGUGGCUACUUCGCGGAGGCGAAGGCCGGCGACCUUGCUGGAGAGGAUGGGUUUCAGACGGCGGCUCGAAUUAUAGGAGAAGCCAUCGAGCGGUUCAAAGCCGGCCCAGUAAAAGACGCAGAGAAGUGGCCGGAGAAGUACCAGGAGAUUGGGUUGCAGCAGCCGCUGAGCGUGGCAGGGUCGCCUAGGUUCAAGGUCUAUGACGUGGACUUCGGGUGGGGACGACCGGCGAAGGUGGACAUGCCGUCUAUAACAUGGGUGGGAGCCAUAUCUGUGUCGGAGAGCAGAGACGAGCAAGGCGCAGUGGAGAUUGGGCUGGUGCUGUCAAAGCCUGAGAUGGAGUCGUUUGCAGCUCACUUCUCCAAUGAUCUUAAACUAUUUUGACAUGAAUUUCAGCAGCAUUAAACUAGAAUGCGAUUGGAUUGGAUACCUAAAUAAGCGUUUCUUUAGGCAGUGAUUCCGAUGUGAAUUUGCAUGCUAUGCUUUCUACUUCUAUGAGCUUGUGUUUUGUUGCUUUCGUAUGAAGAUUUCACUAUGUAUUGAUUAUUAAUUAAGAUGAGGUAGUAGCAAAUUUAUUGUCAUA
Molecule: messenger RNA, 1604 nt
Organism: Zingiber officinale
Lineage: Eukaryota; Viridiplantae; Streptophyta; Magnoliopsida; Zingiberales; Zingiberaceae
Product: phenolic glucoside malonyltransferase 2-like
Exons: 1
Coding region: 68-1405 (445 amino acids)
Source: RefSeq, a predicted model, not a curated record